UCUGGCAACGUUAGGUAGCCUGGCGUAAACAAACAUGGCGUUGGUAUCGAGUGGGCUGCUCAUAUUUCUGGGAUUUAUAUUACGUUUGGGGCUUAUUUAUACUCCUCUGGCGCGACCAGUAUCUGACAGAGUCGAAGUGUCAACGCCUAUGAACUCUUGGAGGCGUGUCACAGAAGGGCUCUACCUCCAUCGUAUGCAGCUGUCGCCAUAUGACGGAGAUAUUUUUCAUGAGCCUCCUUUGAGCUUAAUGAUGUAUGACUACGUCACAAAAGCCAUUGAAGAGCAAUGGAUACCGCUUUUGUUUAUUGCAUGCGACUUGGUGACAGCCUUGCUUCUAGCACUUGGUGCAAAGAAGAGCGUCUUGUACAUGGUGAAACGGGAGGCCCAGGUCCAGAAAGCAAAGAGUGCAAAGAACAUUGCACUCACCAUGAAGUCAGCUGAUGCAGUCCCUAGACUUGUGCUGGCAGUGUAUUUAUUGUCUCCAUACAGCCUGCUAAAUUGCAUUGGCAUGGCUACAACGCUGUUUUCCAACCUUCUUGUGGCUUUAUAUUUUGCCAGUUUUGUUCAUGGCUGGUGGCUUAUUGCAUCGGUUGUACUGGCCGUUGAAACAUACAAGUCAUUUUAUCCUAUCAUGCUUUUGCUCCCUGCACUCCUUUAUCUGCAUGAGGUGAAGAGAAGUGUUUCUAGUCGUCAGCGAACCAGCCUUUUAAUAUCAGCUGUGGUCAUCACCUUUUUGGUCACCCUGAGUGGCCUCCUGUAUGGAUCAUACCUGGUUACUGGCUCCUGGCAGUUUCUUCACUCUACCUAUGGGUGCAUAUGUGCUGUGCCAGACCUGACACCUAACAUAGGUGUCUUUUGGUAUUUCUUUACUGAAGUUUUUGAACAUUUUCGGGUCUUCUUUCUCUGGAUUUUCCAACUGAAUACCUUCGUCUAUAUGGUUCCACUGGGCAUUCGUCUAAGGAAAGAACCACUACUCCUGUUCUUCUUGCUGGUUGCAUUGACUGCAGUUUUCAAGUCCUACCCUAGUAUCGGUGAUGUUGCCCUCUAUACAUCUCUGCUGCCCAUCUGGAAACAUGUCUUUCCAUAUAUGAAACAGUACUUUCUGGUGGGCUGUAUAUUUGUAUCAUGCUCAGCACUUGCACCGCUUCUCUGGCACUUGUGGAUUUUUUCAAGUAGUGCUAAUGCCAACUUUUACUUCGGCAUUACAUUAGCCUUCAACACCGGUCAGAUUUUUCUAAUCACAGAUCUGCUGUUUGCUCAUGUCAAGAGGAAAUUCUAUCUUGAAAAUGGCGACCCGAAGGAACUGGAAGAGAAGAAUAUGAAGUUAGAGCUACGCUAGCAGCAGUGGACUUUAGAUCAUUUUUUUAACUUCACAUGUCAGUGGACAGUUACACAUUCAUUAUCUUGCGUUUCAUUCAAUGAUGGCAUUGUGUAAUAUCACAUUAGUAUGUGUGCUGUCUUGUUGAUAUGUUAGAUGUAUCAAAGUUGCUUAGUCAACGUAUGCAUGAGUACUUCAUUAAAUAGUAGUCAUAUAGGUAGUCACCUGUAAAGCAAGUCUCAAUUCCUGCUGCAUAAUUACUAUCCUUCUUUUUUUGUAUAUUGCACUCUACAGUCACCUGUUCUUGCUCGUUACUAGGGGAAUAAGUGAAAGUAAGCAUUGCGUAGCUGCAAAAUGUGUGUAAGCACUAAAACCUGAUCUCUUUUCCUUUGUUCGAUAAGUUGUUAUUAAACUGGUGUGUUUUUCCUU
Messenger RNA from Rhipicephalus sanguineus (brown dog tick), 1747 nucleotides. It is a transcript of the gene PIG-U, whose product is annotated as phosphatidylinositol glycan anchor biosynthesis class U protein-like. The record is from RefSeq and is a predicted model, not a curated record. Gene Ontology annotation, biological process: protein localization to cell surface; attachment of GPI anchor to protein. Gene Ontology annotation, cellular component: membrane; GPI-anchor transamidase complex. Lineage: Eukaryota; Metazoa; Arthropoda; Arachnida; Ixodida; Ixodidae. The transcript has 12 exons. Bases 35 to 1339 code for a protein of 434 amino acids.